Molecule: messenger RNA, 679 nt
Organism: Parasteatoda tepidariorum (common house spider)
Lineage: Eukaryota; Metazoa; Arthropoda; Arachnida; Araneae; Theridiidae
Source: RefSeq, a predicted model, not a curated record
GUUGAUUUCAUUAUUCAUUAUUUCAGAAUGCUGAAAAUUGUUUAGUGUUUGUAUAUGGGACACUGAAAGUGGAUGAACCAAAUUAUGACCAAAUGAUUGAUCCUUCCUUAGGAAGAGCCACUUAUGUGAGUAAAGGAAGAACACUGCAAAAAUGGCCCCUCGUCAUAGCCUCUAGGUUCAACAUCCCUUUUCUUUUGUACAGAGAAGGUGUUGGAAAAAAUAUCGUGGGAGAAAUAUUUUUGGUGGAUCAGAAGAUGCUUUCCCAUAUGGAUGCAUUCGAAUGCCACCCCACCUACUACACGCGGAUCGAAGUGGAAGUAGAAGUGCUGGAGAAAGAAAAUGAUUCGAAAUUCAAUCUCCCAACGAUUGUGAAGCCCUGGGUCUACUUUCUCAUGAGAUUUCGUCCCGACCUUCUGACGCUGAAUUACUUGGAAGAUUAUCAUUCACGGGGCUCACAUGGCUUGGAAUACAUAAGCAGGUAUAAGAGACCUCCUGCCCAAGACUAUUAUGAUGAUGUUAAAAUUGAGGAUACAACAGAUCCGGAAGACAUCUAUAAAUAAUUACGGAUGUUAUGGAAUCACACAUAAUUCUGCGUCACUCCGAUAAAAUAGAAUCAUAAAUAAUUGUUUUGAUUACAAAUUUGUAUGCCUUUGUGAAUAAAAUAUUUAAUUUUGACAAA